AUGGAUGUAAUGGACGUGGACCCACUGAGCGUAGUGAAAUUUACUUUGAAAUACAGUCGAGACUAUCAAGAAGCAACUGAGAAGGAGGUUGAAGAUGCAUAUGAAGCAUAUAAAGAAUUCUUUUAUAAAUAUCAUCAAGACAACCCUGGAACAACCACGGAUUGUUAUAAGGAAUAUCUUAAAGCUCUUGGUAAACAAGUUGGGGUGUUAUUAGUUGGCAGAACAGAGUC
This is a messenger RNA of Ambispora leptoticha, 230 nucleotides long. NCBI's taxonomy places the organism in Eukaryota, Fungi, Glomeromycota, Glomeromycetes, Archaeosporales, Ambisporaceae. The record is from the annotation of a GenBank genome assembly.